AUGCCCGAACAACCCGCUUCCGCCCUCAAUUCUAUGAGUCAACUGGCUGCUGCUCUGCCACCCUCUACCACUACGCCAUCAUCAGGAACCGGCAGCUUGGAGUCCUACCGUAUUCCUCCUCAGCACAGUCACUCCUACAGUACCAUUUCGCAAAGCAAGAGCCGGCGCUCCCUCGCCUCGCUCGCAAGAGAACGAACUUCAACUGCUUGGGCUAGUAUAGCCGGCUUGGGCUCGACGCCCACUCCUUCCCUGCGAUCCGCCACCUCGACCGGUAGCCUCUCGAACCAGGCCAACUCGAGCGCCUCUUCCCGUCCUAGUUUCUCCCGUCUGCCCUCCUCUCCGUCCGACCUACCGUCUACAAAUCUGGCGCAGCGGCGAAGUCAACUCCCAAGCCCCGUUCCAGAAAACGGAUUCACAUCCAUGUCAACCAACGAUCGUAGUCAUGGUCGCAUGCACCAGACCUCAUCCAAGAUCCUGCGCAUGACCGACGACGACCGGCCUUUCACCAAAGACUUCAAGGAUCUAUUUUCUACAUUGAUCACUAGUCUACCUCUGACCCCUCAUAGAGUCCGUUUCUCCCGGGUAGAAGACACAUUUCUGUCCGAAGAGGCCAUUACGAACCUAGGGUCUCUCAAAUUUUCUCAAUCCAAUCGCAUACCGGACCCCAAGAACCCUUCGAGAUGGGUUGUCACCACCACUACUACCACCUUCUCUAUGGCCAAGGAAAUGGCCCGCUCAGUAUGUCAGCGCUUUGUGGACGCCCGAUUAAUAGAGUCCUCCGAGUCGAAAAGCCAGACUACCUUCGUCGCUAAGGGAGCCGUGUGGCAAUUGACCGCCAAGGGUACCGCCAUCCUCCAGAGGUUCUGCGUACGCAACGGUAUCGUUGCUCGACACAUCGAGCAUCUGAUUAAGAAGCCUCAGAUGCAGAUUGUAGCCCUGGAGCGGGACACCGAGACGGAUAAGUUGAAUCAGGAGAAGGGAACCGUUGAAAUCAUCUUCCGCCGCUUUAUCGGUCAAGAAGGCCCUAAUCUCAAGAGUACCACCUCUCUAGCUGAUUCGGACUCGAUCGCGGAAUAUUCGUCUGGCCUUGUUGGUGUGAAAAUGGCACGGGAGCGAAGGAUCUUGGACAAAACAGUCAACAACUCUUUCACUGGCAAAGCGGCUUCGGACUGGCUCCUGGACUGCUGCACCACCAUCGAUCGCCGUGAGACGUACGAAAUCGCCGAAUCUUUUGUCAGAUACCAGCUCAUUGCCCCGGUCAUCGAAGACCGCAACUACACCCGGCUUAAUCCCAUGGCCACUUAUUUCCAGCCAACCAAAUACGCCGUCUAUACCGUGACAGAGAAAGGGCAAAGAAUAUGCGGAUGGCUCGGAAGCAGGUCCAGCAUAGAAAGCGAAGAUAGUCGGGACCGUGACCAGAAGGAGAAGAAGGGUAUGCCCAAAGACUCUAACAUGAGUCGACUACAAGUCAUAUUGCAAGAUGCAGGUCUACGACUGUUGUUCAAGGAGUUCCUUCGACAAUCACUUUGCGAGGAGAACUUCCUCUUCUACAUCGAAGUUGACGAGUUCACUGCUAAUUAUCGCCACUUGGAAAAGAAUGGUCGGCUGGAGAAGCCCGAAGCCGUCCGCGAAACGCUCGCAGCUGCCUAUGGUCUCUACAAUUCCUAUCUCGCCUCUGGCGCACCGUCAGAAUUAAACAUCGAUCACGCACUGCGCAAUCGUCUUGACAGCCGGAUGAUCCGGACCGACGCCGACGAGGACUCAAUGCGUACCAGCCUCGACGAAGUUGUUGAGCUGUUCGAUCAGGCCAAGUCCUCCGUAUUCAAAUUGAUGGCUAGCGAUUCCGUCCCCAAAUUCAUCCGUAAUCCUAGCUACUCGGCUGUCCUCCGAGACCAUGAUUUCGAGCUCUCUGCUAGCAGCAGAGCCUUUUCGCCUGGUCCUGACCGAGGCACGCUCAGCCGAUCCAACACGUCUCGCCAGCACUAG
Cyphellophora europaea CBS 101466 is the source of this 1986-nucleotide messenger RNA. RefSeq lists its product as uncharacterized. Lineage: Eukaryota; Fungi; Ascomycota; Eurotiomycetes; Chaetothyriales; Cyphellophoraceae. The transcript is spliced from 3 exons. Gene Ontology annotation, biological process: intracellular signal transduction. Bases 1 to 1986 code for a protein of 661 amino acids. The record is from RefSeq and is a predicted model, not a curated record.